Molecule: messenger RNA, 5631 nt
Organism: Diorhabda carinulata
Lineage: Eukaryota; Metazoa; Arthropoda; Insecta; Coleoptera; Chrysomelidae
Gene: Hil
Product: hillarin
Exons: 13
Coding region: 449-2932 (827 amino acids)
Source: RefSeq, a predicted model, not a curated record
AGAACAGGUGAACACUUCGGCAUACCGACUACGCGAGUCAAUUCCAUCGACCAGAUACAUUUCAACUGUUAGUGUUGCUCGGUCUCUCAUAAACUACAAACCCGAUUGCAAAAUGGCCACGAAGUGAACAUAAUCACUCUUAUUGGUGCUAGUGAUCAUUUUUUUUUGUUACAAGGAGUAUGUUUCAUCUGUUUUUCGACGUAUUUCGCCGCGUGAGUUAAUAAUUGGAUUAUAUAAUGUGCGUAAGUAUUUAAAAAAGACAUCAGGUGUAAAGUGAUACAAUAGACGUUUUAAUCAAUCGUGCAUCCCAACAUCAGAAAGUGUGCUAAUGCAAAUAAUCAUUUAAUGAAAUUAAUGACUGAAAUCUACGAGUGCGUGUAAAGCAACGUUAUCAGAGCGAUAAGUACCGUCCCAGAAUAUCCAUAAAAAUAAUUUUGAACACAAAAAAAUGUUACAGAAUUCUUACAAGGCUAUGUACCGCCCAAAUUUUUACGAAAGUACAUGCUUAAGGUGCAACGAAACUGUUUAUCAAGUAGAUCGAGUAGGACCUUUAAAAGACUUUACGUUUUACCACAGUGGGUGUUUCAAGUGCGCCAUUUGUGGGACGAAAUUGACAUUGAAAACGUAUUAUAAUAACCAACACCGACAGGAAGACAAAGAAGUGUAUUGUAAUAGUCAUGUACCGAAAAUUGGAGCGGGGCAUUUAGAUGGAUCCUCAGUUGGAAUUAGAUCGGCUCUUAACGUUCCAAAGAGUUCGAAUUUCGUUAAUGAACAAAUAAGGGGACCUAGUCGAGUUAGCAAUGAUUCGGAAGGUCUACAUAUACGGACUCACAUAAAUGGCAGUCAUCAACAGCCGCAUUCGCCAACUUAUGGCGGAUAUAGCAGCCCCAGUCCUAAUAAUUAUUAUCAUCGUGACACUUCACCUUCGUACCAAUAUGGGAGAUUCGACGCAAGUGCCCUUCAUAUAGCACACGCCUUGAAACAAACGGAAUUACAAAAAUCGUACAAAGUACAUAGGGAAAAACCAAUAGAUUGUUAUUUGGACCGAGAUGAGCAGAAAAAAUUAGAAAUGAGACAUAGAAAAGAAGAAGACGACCUGUAUAGAAAGUUCCAAAGGCAAAGAGAAGAAGAAGAGAAACGAAUUAGGGAUGAAUUCAGGGAUGAAUGGGAAAAAGAACUUGAAAGGCUGACAUCAAAAUUCGAGAGGGAAAUGCAAAUGAAGAGGAAACGAGAUGAUCAAAACAUUUUGACGUUAAGACAUCAGCAAGAGAGGGAGGACUUAGAAAAAAAUAUGACGCUUAGAAGAGACAAGAAAAAAGAAUCGCUUACUAGGAAAAUGUUAGAACAUGAGAGAGCGGCAACGGCGGCGUUAGUAGAAAAACAAAGUCAUGAAAUGUUGGAACUUAUCAAUGAAAAACGUAGUGAAUUCAUGCAAGCCGAAUCUUUGUAUCUAGAUCACAACGACAGUUACAAUGAGGAAGUUCAGCCCUAUCCUAGCCUCGCUCCUGUACCCGCUCCACCAGCGCUAAGCAAAUUUCAGGUUUAUAAUGAUCCAGUAGAAUUUGCUAACGUGGAUCAAAUAGCAAUAUCAGUAGCUCAAGAAGACCAAAAAUCCUUUACAGACUUAGUUAGACAACUAGUGGGAAGAUGCGGAUCGGAUGUAGAAAAAGCUAGAACAAUAUUCAGAUGGAUUACGGUAAAAAAUUUGAAUACCAUGUCUUUUGACGAUAACCUUAGAGGAGAUACGCCAAUGGGAUUGCUGCGAGGAAUCAAAAAUGGAACUGAAAGCUAUCAUGUGCUUUUUAAAAGAUUAUGCAGUUAUGCUGGGCUCCAUUGUGUGGUGAUUAAGGGUUACUCUAAAUCGGCAGGAUAUCAACCAGGUGUCCGAUUCGAAGAUAAUAGAUUUAGGAACUCUUGGAACGCUGUGUACGUGGCUGGAGCGUGGAGAUUUGUGCAAUGUAACUGGGGAGCCAGACAUCUAGUCAAUGCUAAAGAAGCGCCAAAAGCUGGUAAUAAAGCUAAAUCAGAUAGUUUGAGAUAUGAAUACGACGACCACUAUUUUCUUACUGAUCCCAAAGAGUUUAUUUACGAGUUUUUCCCACUGCAGUCAGAAUGGCAAUUGCUCAAAAGUCCUAUUACUUUACAAGAGUUUGAGGAACUACCUUUCGUUCGAUCAUUGUUUUUCCGAUACGGACUUUACUUCUCCGAUCCUAAUACAAAAGCUGUCAUGUACACGGACUCUACAGGUGCUGCCACAGUUCGAAUUGCUAUGCCCUCUCACAUGCAGGCCACGCUCAUCUUUCAUUAUAAUCUGAAAUUCUAUGACAGUGAAGGUGACACCUUCGAUGGAGUUUCUCUUAAAAGAUUCGUAAUGCAAUCUGUUGUUGGAAAUAUGGUUGCAUUCAGAGUACACGCACCUUGUAGCGGGGCUUUUUUACUGGACAUAUUUGCAAAUGCUGUCACCCCUAAAGAAUACUUAACGGGAGAGCCGAUGAAAUUCAAAAGUGUAUGCAAGUUCAAAAUUUGUUGUGAAGAUUUACAAACUGUCAUGGUUCCUUUGCCAGAUUGUGCUAGUGGAGAAUGGGGUCCUACCAAAGCCACAAGGUUGUUUGGACUUGUACCUAUUACCCAUCAGGAUUCGUUGGUUUUUGCUGGAAGGGAGCUAGAGAUCCAGUUCCGAAUGUCUCGCCAACUGACAGACUUCAUGGCAACUCUACACAAAAACGGCGUAGAAGAAAAACGUUUAUCGAAAUUCGUAUCUCACAGUGUUGCGGAAGACAUUGUCACUAUCAACAUCAGUUUUCCCGAAGAGGGUCAAUACGGUUUAGAUAUAUAUACGAGAGAAAUGGCUUCAAAUACCGAAACUACGGGAGAAAAACACUUGUUAACGCAUUGUUGUAAAUAUCUCAUUAAUUCUUCCAAAAGGAAUUGAAAACGUGAUUAUCGAGUUGAUUCAGAACAGAAUUAUUGGUAAUUGUGUGUGAAAUUGAACUCGUAUCAUGUUUUUUAUAGACGUUAAUACUUCAAUAUAUCGUAACUCCGAAUUUUACAUUUUAACAUUUUACAGAUAAAAAUAAAAAUUCGGUUUCCUUUUUAAAUUAUAAUAGUGUUAUAAUACUUUAAAUAUUUUCAUUUCAACAACAAAUUAUUUGACAUAUCGUACCUUGUUUUUAUCUGUUAUUGACGCAAUUGAGAUACUGAAUUACAAGAAACAAUUUUCCUUGUUGAAAAACUUGAAUUUAGGUAAUUUGUAGUUACGACGAAAUUGAAAUGUUACUGUCGAUUUCAUUUUCUGGAUAUUUUGAAUCUUGGAUUGUUACAUUCGAUAUUCGAUACAUCAAAUAAUUUCUCUUUGAAAAGAAGUAAAGAUUGGUGUAUCGUCCGAAUCUUCACGAGAUGUAUUAUUUCAAUAAAAUCAACCAACAUUUCUGAAUUAGCAAAAUGGUGAUCAUUAACGACGCAGUGGCGUAGAUCUAAGACCAAAAAAAUAACAAAAUAUUUGUUUUUUUUUCUUUUUUUCCAAAACAUCCGUUUUACAUUGAAAAUAUGUAUUAAUCAAAAGAAGAAGCAUUAUAACAAUUUUGAGUGUUUCCACAAUGUAUAACUUUUACUGCAUUAUAUAUGAAAUUUAUUUAACAAUGGAGUUUAACUUCUGGACAAUCCAUAAGGCAAGAUACUGGACAAGAGCAAUCGAAUUCACUUCACAUAUCAAUUAAGUUAUUUGAAAGGUUCAAGAGGCUUUUGUAAAGACAAUUAAUAUGAUAAAAUGUGAUUUCGACCCUCUAACAUUGGAGUACGUAGUAUUGGUGUUACUGUAAAGAAAUAAUGUAUAGAAAGAGCCAAAAUUGAGUUAGUUUUGUUCUUUACACGACAAACAAAGAAAAAUAAUGAUUAAAUUCAUUAUUGUUCAGAAUAUUAAGAGCUUGGUAAAGUGUGUUACUUCGAACCUCCUCCCACAUCUAACCCGUUUUUUCUCUAUUCUUAUGUUUUGAGUAUCGCCCCAAAGAAAAUAAACAUCCAGCAUCGCUGUAACCACUUUCAUCUGAAGAAGGGUUCUUCAAUUAAUCCUCGCUGUUUGGUCUAGAUUUAGCAAGCAUCUAGUUGUCCUUUUUAUGUAUUUGUUGAUGUAAACGGUUGAGUUUUAUUUGAAGUCUUUUAUUUUAAAGCUGAUCCUGAAUGUCUCUUCAAUCUUCCCUUUUUUACUAAGCUUUCUUGGCGAUCAUUUUAGUAGAAAGUCAAAGUAAUGAUAGAAAUUUUUAUAAUUAUAGUAUUUAGGAUUUUGUUUUAAUAUUUUUAUUAAUGUAAAGCGGAAAAGUGUAGGUAGAAUAUUUUGAGUAGUUGAUGAAAAUGCGAUAUACCUAGAAAAUGAUUUAGAAUCAUUUUCUUUGCUACUACUUGCUCUUCUUCUACAAUUCCUUUCUAUUUAUUUGAUUUGUGGGAUUUUCUUUAGCUACCUUCUUUUUCGAAGCCCAUUGCGGACUGUUCCCUGUUGCAGACUGUUAUAGCAGCUUUUCUAGAGUAGUGGAACAGCACUUUACAUUAUAAAUACGAUUUUUGGGAUGUUCGAACGUCGUGGAUUGUGUCUUGCUCUUGGCGUUUCGUCAAUAGCACAGAAGCUACAAUCCGUUCGACUUCUAGUCCUGAAGAUACCUACCUGUUGUGGACCAUAUCCAAAAUUGGGUAUUCAAACUAUAUUAUGCUUUUUUGAAUUACAAAAUUCUCUAAGGAUCGUUGUAUUGCUUCUCAAGAACAAAGUACGCCACUGUUUUUUAUACCGUAGUCAAAUUUGAAGUCACUUUAUUACAUAAGUAUCUCAAUUCCAAGGGAUUUCGAUCCCUUAUCUUAUAGGAAGUUACUCCUUCAAUAAUUAGAAACAACAACAAAGUCUGGUUUCUUCGCGUUCUAAUAAACUUCCAAAUAGUUAUUAGCCACAUAACUUUCAAUUGUCGAAUAAAUAUUUACAGUUUCUUUACCCCAGUUUGUUUAAAAAACGUUGUUCUAUUGACAGUUUCCUAUGAUCUGUGUUUGUGACAACGAUCUGUGCUUAAUUAAAUUUGCACGUAUUUUGUUAAGUUGUGUUGGUCUGAAAAUUAUAAUUUAUAUUCAGAAUAAUUGAUAAUGAAAAAGGAAACGAUAAAAAAAUGUCAUCAAGUCAUCAACGGACCAAAACUUGUAGUGUGUGAAGAAAUUUUAAUAAUAAAUAACUUUAAUAACAUAUAGUACCAUGUUAUUCAUUGGUGUUUUAUUUUCACAAUAAUAAGAAAUGUUCUUGAAAAUUGUGAUACUUUGAUUAUAAAAUGACUUAUAAAUAAACAUAUGACGAAUUUACCGCCUAACACUUGCCUAAAAACACAUGUAUAUCUAACUUUCAUGAAAUAACGAAAAAAGUGCAAUAAUAAUCAAUUGACAAACUUUAUUAAAUACCAGCGUUUUGUUUUAUAUAUAUGUUUUGUUAUUAAUAUAAUAAGCACAUGUUAUUUAAUAUUAUAUUUUCUGUUAAUAAAUUAUUACCUUAUUUACAAAAAUAUGAAAAAAUAAAAUGAUAAAUCGGCCGCUUUUUCUACUAUGAAUUUAUAUUUGUAACUGAACAUGAAAUAUUCAAUAAAUCUAUUUAUUUUUAAUUUUAACAAA